CAGAACUACAAAUAUCUACACCAAGCCAUCUGGACUCAGAACCCAGCCUUGAGCCCUUCGUCCAAGCUACAGCACCAUUGACCUUGCCACCAAUUUUGGAGGCUGGACACCAGUUCAGACUGGUGGGACCGUCUUGUUAUGGAUCGGUGUGACAACCAGGAUUGGCUCUGAAACGUCCAUAUGCGGAAGUCCAUGUUCCAGGAGCUGUGUGUUGCUAUUGCCCUGUGGAAGCUGGCCACCCCCGACAGCUACCACUCAGUGGGAUACCAGUUAGGUGUCAGGAGAUCUACUGUCGGAGCCAUCUUGAUGGAGGUAAUGACGGCCAUCAAUUCGGAGCUGCUGCACAGGACUGUCCACCUCAGAGACCCGGACACCAUUGCGGUCGGAUUUGUGGGGUUAGGAUUCCCAAACUGCGGUGGAGCACUCGAUGGGACUCGCAUCCCAUUCCGUGCACUGCCCCAUCAAGCAGCUCAGUACAUUAACAGGAAGGGAUACUUCUCCAUGGUGCUGCAGGCCCUGGUCGACCACCAGGGACAGUUCACGGACAUUUGUGUCGGGUGGUCAGGCAGGGCACGUUAUGCCUGCAUCUUUCAGAACUUGUACCUGUACCACAGGCUGCAGGCAGGGACAUUUUUUCCACAGAGAAACUUUGCAGCCGGGGAUGUGCAGAUGCCUAUGUGAAUUGUGGCCAACGUGGCCUACUCCCUUAUGCCCUGGCUCAUGAAGCCAUACACUGGCCAC
Messenger RNA from Pelodiscus sinensis (Chinese soft-shelled turtle), 741 nucleotides. NCBI's taxonomy places the organism in Eukaryota, Metazoa, Chordata, Testudines, Trionychidae. The record is from RefSeq and is a predicted model, not a curated record.